CAGAAUAGAUUCGAUCAAUAGAUUGAGUUUUGAGGCAGAGAUGAAGAAGCCUCUGAAAAUUUCGCUGGUUACCUCAAAAUUAAACUGUAUUUCAAAUUGUGGUGGUUACUUUGGCAAUGGCUUCUUUCAGCUCUUGGAGACUUUUGAACUAGUUCAGAGGUUUUGUGACAUUCGUUUAGACGAAACCUCCAAAUUGCGAGGAGGUGAACAACUUCUGUCAUUGUAGCCAACCAUGCAAAAUGUACUCCCAACAAAGCGGCCUUUGGUGCCGCAGCACGGCAGCAGUGCCAGAGGUUGUAAGACUCCGUAAUCAGAGAUACGACGCAGGACCAAGGAUAAGUCAAUGGGAAGUAGAGGACCCCAGUUCUGGAGAUGGAAUUGAUGAAGAUGAAGAAGAUCAUUUGAUGGGAUGCCAUGCCCUUGUCAAAACCCUUCAAGAGGACACGGAUAUAAGAAAAUACUACAAAACAAAAGGAGCUCUGGGUAAAGGGUGUUACUGUGAGACUUUCGAGGUUGUGCCUGUACAUGAUUCUCGGAGGAGAUUGGCAAUGAAAAUACAACCAAAGAAAGAUGCAAUUUCCAGCCUUCCAGGCCGUGAGCACGUUCAGAUGUUCAGAUUGUAUAGAGAGAUUCUGGUUCUGAACAGGAUACUUCCCAGACACAAGAACAUAGCCAAAAUUGAAGACGUGCUGGUGAGCAAGAACAACGUGUACAUCGUACAAGAAUUAUGUGACAAGAGCUCUCUCAAAGACUUCUACCCCGUCGCCGACAACGUCAGUGGAGCCAGAGUCUUCAAGCAAUUGGCUGAGGCGAUCCACUUCUGCCAUCAGCAUGGCGUUUUUCACAAUAAUUUGUGUGCAGACAACGUCCUCUUUGCCGGCCCUGACUUCAAGGAAUGCAAGAUUAUAAAUUUCGGCCUCUCUGAAUAUAAAUCGAAAGAGGCCACCAAAACUUACAAACGCUUCAAUCCAGGAGAUUGGUUCAGCGAAGAACAACUCAAUGAACGUCAACAUGUCUCGCUCCUGAACGAUGAGAAAGAUUUGGGCAAAAUAUUGCUCUCGAUGAUGUCUGGGACGGCCACCACGAUUGAAUAUUCUGGCUGGCCGUCAGAGAAGCGGCUCGGCACGUUCGUCCCUAGAAUGGAUAGGUUCGAUGAAAGGGCCCUGGAUUUGCUCUCGAGAAUAGGGCCCCCUCCGUUUGGACCCGAGGAUGAGAAGGACGUCCUGCCUGUGGACCAGAUCAUUAAUCAUCCGUGGCUUACAGCAGCAAACGAAGCUCCUGUCGUCAAGAACUUAGACAGGGAGUUCUCAAUGUUGCGAGACGAUUUGACAGUACUUGCAAAGCUCUUCAGUGACAGGUCCAUGACCCCUCUGAAGGUCCUGACACAAGAUGAGGAGCUGAAUGAGCACUACCAGAUUCUAGGAAACCUUCAAAGAGGCGCAUUCGUGACGACACUCUUCGAAUGCACAGAUACUCCAACUCGUACCUGGCGACACGCCAUGAAAAUGUAUGAGAGGAAGGGAGAUCCAUCGAUCAGCCCUGACGUCGCUGCAAGGCCACUGAGAAUAUACAAUGAACUGAUGAUUAUCCUGAGAAUACUUCCCAGACACCCAUUUAUUGUGGAUGUGUAUGAUGUGCUGGUUCAUAAGAACUUCGCGGUUGUGGUGCGGGAAUUGUGUGAAAGGCACACGCUGGAGGACUUUUUGCCGUUUUACCGAAAUGAAAGAGGACGCCUGAUCUUCAAGCAGAUUGCGGAGACGGUUCGCUUCUUGCAUCGAUUCGGUGUGGUGCAUAUGAACUUGCACUGCCAACAUAUCGUCUUCGUUAACCACAUCUCCAGUCAAUGGAAGCUCGUGGAUUUCAGUAAUGCUCUUUAUGUCCCGACUUUGGCUCAAUACAGUCGCCAGGACUUCGAUACCAGGAGGUGGAUUACCCCUGAGCUCUCGAUCAUGGCAGAUGACGCCAAUCCUGAAGUAGAUGUCCGAGCCGUGGGACAGAUUCUGCUUGCGCUGCUCGGGUUGCGGCCGCAAGGAGCUGAUCCCGUCUCACAAGGAAGACAAUGUGACGCAGCUGCUUUGGAUUUGCUGUCAAAGAUUGGCCCGCCCCCUUUUGGAUCACAUGUUGGACAGCGCACGUUGACGAUGGAGGAAGUAUGUUCUCAUCCAUGGCUUGCUGAGAUCUGAGAUCACUGGGAUGAACAUCAGACCAGUUGGAUCAGACAAUGCCAUCAUGUCCAGAUCAAACUCGGAGGGAUCUACAUGCCCGCCGCAUGUGAGUUCCACAACUCCUCGUGUCUAGAUGUUUCAGUGACUCUGAUCAUUCUUAGCUCGUCAUCUUCGGCUUUACAAUGCCACCAUGGCCGACGUAGAGGCAAUGACGACGAUAGAUGGGCCGAACAUUUCUUCUGCAACGAACUCACCGAUGCCGGAUCCCUCUCAAAACAUACUCCACAUGCACAAAUUGUACACAAUCAAAACUCGCAAAUCUGAACGUCUUCAUUCAGUCCCCGUGAAGACUAAACGUAUAACCACCCACCAUCGCCCAAGAUAUCCAUCCUCUUCAUUCAGGUACCACCAAGCCUAGCAGCAUUUAAUUUGCAAGGUCCUGAAAGAUUCUUGAAGACAAAGUGAGAAUUCCACGAAGGUCAGUCUGCAAUUGGAAGAGAGAGGAAGAGGAAAGAUGUUUCUUGUCCAUAGACAUAGGAUAUGUUUUGUUGUCUUGAGGAUUGUUUUCUUCAAAGGCCCAAACUGCAAACUUUCCAAAGCCAAAGGACGAGGUCAGAUAUGGGCUCCACAAGUUGCAGUGCAAAGGUGACCAGGGUCUUCUUCAGCAAUUCCGCUCUUAGACAAGGUUUAGGAUUAUUGGCAUAGAGUCUCACCUUCAUUACCAUUAAACUACUGUGAGUCGGCAGCUUGAAUCAAGAACUUAUCCAAGUCAUGGCUUAAAUCCAAUCUACUUUCGCUGUAGCCAGAGGAAUUCGUGUGAAUGUGACUGAUUGGAUGUUCAGCCUCGAGGGUCAAUAAAGGAACAUUAUUUCAUCGAAUCUUUUGCCACAACAUGAGGAUCUGUCAUGUUGUGGUAAAGGCAGUUAAGCGAGAAUCAUGCUUUUUGCUAUCUAACAAGAACCAUAUUAGGCGACACGUGUAUAUUUCACAUUAGUCGUAUAAUUUACUAUAAACAAAACGAUUCUUUCAAUAUUAUGAGAGCACUAGCAUGUGAGAUGAAUAAGAGAGCAUCAUGACUGCUCUCUUAUUGAUAAUUGAGCAAUCAUG
Messenger RNA from Marchantia polymorpha subsp. ruderalis, 3272 nucleotides. The record is from the annotation of a GenBank genome assembly. Lineage: Eukaryota; Viridiplantae; Streptophyta; Marchantiopsida; Marchantiales; Marchantiaceae.